Messenger RNA from Coniophora puteana RWD-64-598 SS2, 1046 nucleotides. RefSeq lists its product as uncharacterized. The coding region runs from base 138 to 827 and encodes 229 amino acids. Lineage: Eukaryota; Fungi; Basidiomycota; Agaricomycetes; Boletales; Coniophoraceae. The transcript has 5 exons. The record is from RefSeq and is a predicted model, not a curated record.
CUUUCCACUCGUUGUGCUGGACACGACUCCUCUAUACUGUACCUGGUGCCGGCUCACUUUCUAGUUCUUGCCAGUCUUCUCCUUCUCUUGGUUUCCGUAAGCCCACGACUUUCCUUGAUACAUCUAUCUCUGUCACCAUGUUCUUGCCUCCUCGUGCCUACGUCUUCAUCGGCCUCAACAUCGCUCGCGCACUGAGCAUUGUUGCGCUCCUUCUCGUCUUUGCGAGCAGCAUCGUGGUCAUGGUGGACGAUAUCAAGGCUGUCAACGUCUUCGAGAACGGAGGGGGGAAUCAGACGAGUCAGGACUACAUCGACAACAGCACCGUCCCUGAUCAGACUGGUGGUCCGUUCUGGGCGGUUCUGAACCGACUCCUUAUCCUCGCUCAGACUGUGGUUUUGGUGUUCUCUGAAAUCGAAUGGCCGCUCUCGUUCUUCGAUCGCUUCUUUCCGGUCUUGGGAUCGGAGUUCGGCCUUGGUGCUCUCGGCUUCAUGCAAUGCUUGAUCGGCGCCUCCGUCCUCUCGCACUUUGUCGACACCUUCCCGCUUGUCGCCGCCUUCUUCCUCUUCUCCGUAGGCUGCCUGAAUAUCUUGCUCGGUCUCAUCUUCCGCGAACACGCCAAAAGCAAGCGCUCGAUCUUCUCCUUCCGCGAGAGGACGAAGAAUGUGCUUCCGACGACGCAUGACUUCGGCAUCAGCAAUGAGAAGAGCUACGGGCCGCCAGAGAGGGCUCUGUCAGGGAGGUCUGGGCAUGGGUUUGGGAGACAGGCAGAGAUGCAGGCCGCGUAUAACGGGUUUGCACUUCGCGAGCCGGAGGCUGCUGCUCAGUAGAGCACCGCUUGUAUGAUGCACGACAUCUAGUUGGCACCGAAGAUGAUCAUCUGUGAUCGAGGGUUGUCUGUAUUUAUGGUUCUUGGGUAGACAUGGUAUUGUAGCCUUGUAUUUUUGCUUUGCCGCUGUGUCUUCCGCUGCUGUAUUAUUCAAUUCAUAUGUCCAGGCGUUUUCGUACAAUCGUACUUCCUCUAGGCGGCAGAACCGCUAUGGCUGUCC